AUGUUAGGUUUUUUGUGGUCUUCUUCGAAGCCAAAGCCAGUAGACCCACAACCUUCUUCAAAGCCUACUUAUACUUCGGAUGAUGAAUGUAAGAAGCAAAGUUUAAAGACGGCAAGGCGAACUGCUUCUGAACCUAUACUCAUUACUCCAGACUUCAAUGAUAAUCCAUCGUCCGGGUACUCUUCAUCAGGAUCAAAAGACAAGUACAAGAAUGAUUUCCGCGACUCAGGAGGACUUCAGAGUCAAAGUGUACAAGAACUUGAGAAUUAUGCUGUGUAUAAGGCCGAGGAAACAACAAAUACUACUAAGAACUGCCUAAGGAUUGCUGAGGACAUCAGAGGGGAUGCUACGAAGACACUUGAAAUGUUGCAUCAUCAGGGUGACCAAAUUCAUAGGACACACGAGAUGGCUGCUGCGACUGAUAAAGAUUUGAGUAAGGGUGAGAAACUCUUAAAUGAUCUUGGUGGCAUGUUCUCGAAAACGUGGAAGCCAAAGAAGACUCGAGAUAUUACAGGGCCUUUAACCACGCCAGAUCAACCAUCCAAAAGAAGUGAAAACUACUUGGAGCAGAGGGACAAAUUGGGUAUACCUCCUGCAGCGGGGGGACGCACAGCUAGUAGGACACCUUCUGAACCAACAAAUGCCAUGAAGAAAGUAGAGUUGGAGAAGGAGAAGCAAGAUGAUGCCCUUUCAGAUUUAAGUAACAUCUUGGGUGAUUUGAAGGGCAUGGCAGCUGAUAUGGGAAGCGAACUUGACAGGCAAAACAAAUCUCUUGAUCAUCUCUCUGACGACAUGGAUGAGCUCAACUCUCGAGUUAAAGAUGCAAACCAGCGUACACGCCAUUUGCUUGGAAAGUGAAUGACUAUAAACCUUCUCAGAAAUUUCUUCAGCCACUAUCAGUCUUUCCUACAUUUUCAUUCUGAUGUGCAACAACAACAUUCUUUUUACAAUUUUCUU
Messenger RNA from Pistacia vera, 957 nucleotides. Its product is annotated as putative SNAP25 homologous protein SNAP30. Gene Ontology annotation, cellular component: SNARE complex; plasma membrane. The record is from RefSeq and is a predicted model, not a curated record. The coding region runs from base 1 to 858 and encodes 285 amino acids. Gene Ontology annotation, molecular function: SNAP receptor activity. Lineage: Eukaryota; Viridiplantae; Streptophyta; Magnoliopsida; Sapindales; Anacardiaceae. The transcript has 5 exons.